AUGGACCUACAUCCCCUCACCCCCGACCAGCUCGCCCAAGCAGCCACCACCUGCCUCCACCUCCAAGCCACAGCGCAAGACAUCCACCGCAAACGGCCCUUCGUCGCCCUCCUCCUCGGCCCCGACAACACCACCGUGCUCCUCUCGUCCAACUCGCUCUCCCACGUCCGCCACGCCGAAUGCGAACUCGCCCGCAACGCCGCCGACAAUUUCAACGCCGCCUACCUCGCCGCCUGCACCCUCGUCUCCACCUGGGAGCCGUGCGCCAUGUGCGCCGCCACCAUCUACUGGGCCCGCAUCGGCCGUCUGGUCUACCUGGCCUCCGAGGCGGCCCUGCGUGACAUCGUGGGCCCCGCAAACCCGGAGAACCUCACCAUGACGCUCGACUGUCGCGUGGUGUUUGCGGCGGGGCAGACGGACACGGAGGUCGUUGGGCCGGUGCCGGAGUGGGAGGGUCGUGUUGUGCAGGAUGCGCGCCGGUUCUGGGAUUCGCAUCGGGGUUCUGGAUAG
This is a messenger RNA of Aspergillus campestris IBT 28561, 510 nucleotides long. RefSeq names its product nucleoside deaminase. Lineage: Eukaryota; Fungi; Ascomycota; Eurotiomycetes; Eurotiales; Aspergillaceae. Gene Ontology annotation, molecular function: guanosine deaminase activity. Bases 1 to 510 code for a protein of 169 amino acids. Gene Ontology annotation, biological process: purine nucleoside catabolic process. The transcript has a single exon. The record is from RefSeq and is a predicted model, not a curated record.